Messenger RNA from Electrophorus electricus (electric eel), 1023 nucleotides. RefSeq names its product Growth differentiation factor-15 (gene gdf15). Gene Ontology annotation, molecular function: growth factor activity; cytokine activity. NCBI's taxonomy places the organism in Eukaryota, Metazoa, Chordata, Actinopteri, Gymnotiformes, Gymnotidae. The record is from RefSeq and is a predicted model, not a curated record. Gene Ontology annotation, cellular component: extracellular region.
AUGCGGAGCUUAGCCCAGGGCGUCUGGGUUCUUUUAUUCUUUAGCUUCAGUAUGGGUGAAUCCAGGGCUGUCCCAGACUACACAGGAGCAAAUCGUAGCCUGCAGCUCCAGGCACUCAAAGCAGGUAUACUGGAAUACCUGGGAAUGGACAGACCACCAGAGCCCAGAGAACGGGCCUCCCACCACCAGCUGAACACAAUACACCAGCAGUACAGGAGCAUGCUGGCUGAACAGGCAGGAACAACACUACUCCUUCAGACUACAGUGCAUCCACUGGGUCCUGAGCAAGUUCAGAUUGCAACCACGGGCCCUAUCCACUGGUUCAGGGCCGUCUUCCGCAGGGACACCCGCAUCACUGAGGACUUCACACUGGUACAAGCACAGCUGCUGUUUCUGAGACGACCUACAGACAGUGCCAUCUACGAUCGACCACUGCUUAAUCAGAACAUUCAAAUUAGAAUUCACAAAAACUCCAGUUCAUAUUUGGAAAAAGUGUUUGAUUUAAAAAGGUUAAGGCCAAAGGGACACAACAUUUCCCUGGAUAUGACGGCUGCAGUUGAGGAAAGACUAAGACACAGCAGUCAUGCAUUAUUAACGGUGGAUCUGGGCUUUGUGACAGGAGAAGAAGGCAGUUCUGAACCCACACCAAGACUCUGCUUAGAACUCGAGUUCUCGGUGGGGAAGGUAAGAAAUGCUCGGUCCGCUAACCACGAAGACAAUCACUGUAGUCAGAAGUCUCUCAGCGUUUCCUUUGAGGAGAUUGGCUGGUCAGACUGGAUUGUUGCUCCUUCUGCCUACACAAUGCACUUCUGUGAUGGUUCCUGCCCACACAAUUACAAACCAGCCAGCAUGCACACCCAGAUAAAGUCUCGUCUCCAUCGCCUGUCCAAGGGAGCAACACCUGGGCCGUGCUGUGUGCCUGCUGCUUAUGAGCCCAUGGUUCUCAUGCAUUAUGACAGUCGUGGGAAGCUAAAAGUGUCAUCUUUUGAUGAUUUGAUAGUUAGCAAAUGCCACUGUGCUUGA